Messenger RNA from Episyrphus balteatus (marmalade hoverfly), 2583 nucleotides. RefSeq lists its product as uncharacterized. The record is from RefSeq and is a predicted model, not a curated record. Gene Ontology annotation, molecular function: calcium ion binding; enzyme regulator activity. The coding region runs from base 1107 to 2354 and encodes 415 amino acids. The transcript has 6 exons. NCBI's taxonomy places the organism in Eukaryota, Metazoa, Arthropoda, Insecta, Diptera, Syrphidae.
UGUGCUAAUGGUCCUUUUUCAUCUUUAUAAAAUAUUUCGAAUUUCAUUUCCCCUUUACCACGCAGUCUCCAAAAAAUUUCCCACAUCAUACAUUUCCCUUCAAAAGAACUACGAACAGUUCCUGUUAUAUUUUGGCUUCAAACAUCUAACACUGUUUGACAUACAAAAGCCUUUGUACACAAAAUAACGUCCCUAUGGAAACAACUAAAUGAACAGUUCUGUUUUUGGCUAAUAGCAAUUUACAGUUCAAGAUUUCAUUCAGUACACAGCAUCCCUUCGUAUCAUUCAGUCGAAGAUUAUCAUCAAUAUUGUCUCUCGCACACACUAUUACCGUUAAAAGCCUAUUAGCACGCGAUUCGACAAUUUCCAUCACGAACUUGUCAGUCGUAGUCAGUAAAUUACCGUUCAACAGGCAAAAACUUCGGCCCUAAACCAACGGUUAACACGUGUUGAGUAAUGGUAUCUUCUUCCUCUUGUGAAGAGUGUGUGUGUUAAUUGGUGCAUGUAAUUUGUGAAGUGUUGAUUGUGAAAGUGCUAAUUAAGGGUACUUAAGGAGAAGCUUAUUUAAUAAUUCGGCUUGAUUUCUAAAGAAAGAGUAGAAAAAUUCUUACGAGUGCGUGUUUUUUGGAUCGUGAAAUUAAUUUGAUGUUUAUAUAAUUCAAACAUCGGCCUGCAAGGAUUAAGUUAUUAUCAGUAAUUAUCGAGUUUUUGUGUGUUUUCAUUCCCCCAAAAAUAAAUAAAACCAAAACAGAAAAAGGAUAUUUCCAUUUUUGAGAUGAGAAAAGAUUUAUGAAAGAAAAUAAAUCACAAAAAAAAACACAAAAUAAAAAAAAAACAUACCUCUAAAGGAUUUUUGAGACCACACAUACGACGACGGUAAAGAUUGAUUAACCACUCAAAUGACAUAAUCCGAAAGUUAAAAAACAAAACAACCACUUAAUACUACCACAUUCUGCCGUUUUGUAAUAAUUUCACAAAGUGAACAAAAUUACCAGACAAAUUCAAUUAACACCACCGCCACGUUGGAAGGAAAGAAGAAAAUCCUCUCAGCUGUGAAUACUUUUUUCACUUCUUCUUCAUCAUUUGCCAAGGAAGUCCGUCAAUUAAUGACAAGAAGCACGAACGUCACUCCAUCACCAGCAUUACCAGCAUCGCCAGCAACAUCAGAACGUUCCGAUGUAUAUCCAAAGUGUCCAUUUGAGAAACUACAACAACAUGAACCAUCCCCACCGCCAUCACCAACAGAUGAGUUGUCCACAUCCGGAGCAACAGCUACAUCGCCAAAGUGUGAGGAAAGGAGGCCUGCGACACCAUACCGAGCUUCUAAGUCUGUAGUUUUCGACGAUGAUGAUGAGCAGCCCUGUUGUAGUCGUAGUUUACACAAAGACACAAAUAAACAUGAGGGCCAAUCUGAGGAGCAACAGGAACCUAAGGAUGGUGAUGAUAAAGUGGAGGGCAAAGACCAUGAAGAAUGUGACGAAGAAGAGGAAGAAGAAGAAGAUUGUAGUUGUGAGGAAGAGAACUGCGUUCACUAUCAACAAACGGACGAUGACGAUGAUUUUGAAAUAGAUGUUCCAUUUAGCUUUUGCCCAGAUUGCCAUCACUUCGAUGAUAAGGAAAUGGCCAGGAUACCAACAAAUGCAGUUGAUGAAUCUGCAAAGUGUACCGAUUCACCAAAUCAGCCUGGUAGUGCGACACCAACCACUGAUGAAAUGUUCUUUAGCAGCAAGAUGUCACGUAAAAAAUCGAAGAAACUCAUUGGAGGCGAGGAGCAAUCUACAUGUAGUGCAAGUGGUAGGCCAUAUUUGUCAAGAGCCAGAAUGAGAGAAUUCCGAGAGGCAUUUCGUUUAUUCGACAAAGAUGGUGACGGAUGCAUAACUAAGGAAGAACUUGGUACUGUCAUGAGAUCCCUAGGACAGUUUGCCAGAAUGGAAGAACUCAAGGAAAUGCUAGAAGAAAUCGAUGUUGACGGCGAUGGUAACGUUAGCUUUGACGAGUUUGUUGAAAUUCUUUCGAAAAUGGUCGAUGAGGAAAAAUCGGGUAUCAAUCCAUCGGAGCAAGAAGAACGCGAACUUCGAGAUGCAUUUCAUAUCUUUGACAAGCACAAUCGAGGUUACAUCACUGGAUCUGACUUAAGGGCUGUACUGCAGUGUUUGGGUGAAAAUUUGGGAGAGGAUGAGAUUGAAGAUAUGAUUAAGGAAGUUGACGUGGAUGGUGAUGGACGUAUUGAUUUCUAUGAAUUUGUGCGUGCCCUUGGUGAGCCAGAAGAAUCGCAGGACUGCGAAGAUGACGAUGAAAGCACAUCACCAUCACAGACGCCAAAAUCGACCUUCUCAUCACACAGUCAGGAUUAGAUAAGAAAAUUAUAAAAUUAAAUUAAAUAAAUCAAAAGAUUCAGUGUAAUAAGAAUUAAUAUCCUUUUGAACAAAUAAAACAAAAUAUAAAUAUGAAUAUAAACCUCUCUGAUACAAAUCUACUUUAGAUAACAUUUCAUGCAGUUCUGAAUUAUUUAAAAUGUAAGGUUUAUAAAUAUCAAAAUAAAAUAAAAUCAAAAUAAUAAAUAUCAACAUUCUUCAUAUUAAU